Stegastes partitus (bicolor damselfish) is the source of this 3002-nucleotide messenger RNA. It is a transcript of the gene angptl3, whose product is annotated as angiopoietin-like 3. NCBI's taxonomy places the organism in Eukaryota, Metazoa, Chordata, Actinopteri, Pomacentridae. Gene Ontology annotation, biological process: blood coagulation. The record is from RefSeq and is a predicted model, not a curated record. The coding region runs from base 104 to 1525 and encodes 473 amino acids. The transcript is spliced from 7 exons.
UCUAGCUUAUAGGCAGAGGGAGAGAACAGAGUGUUGAGAAGUGGGGGAAAGCUAGAGCACUAUUAGGAAAUAUUUCACAAGUCAGGAUUGGAAGAGAAAAAACAUGAUGAAGCUGUUUUGCCUGUUGCUGGUGCUCGUCAGUUCCACUGCUGCCGCACAUCUGGAAACCUCAGGUAGAGACGAGUACCCCACCCUGCCUUCGCACGUCUUCAUCACAGCACCGAGUCCAACCGAGGCAAAGUCUCGCUUUGCCAUGCUGGAUGAUGUUCGCCUUCUAGCAAACGGCCUCCUCCAGCUCGGACAGAGUUUACGGGAGUUUGUCCACAAGACCAAGGCCCAAAUCAAUGACAUCUUCCAAAAGCUGAACAUUUUCGACCGCUCUUUCUACCAGCUCUCAGUGGUCACCUCGGAGAUCAAGGAGGAGGAGGAAGAGCUCAAGAAGACCACCAAUUUCUUAAAAGCCAACAAUGAGGAGAUCAGGAACCUGUCGCUGGAAAUCAACUCUAAGAUCAACAACAUUCUGCAGGAGCGUACACUGCUGCAGAGCAAGGUGGGGAGCCUUGAGGAGAGGCUGAAGGGAAUAUCGCAGAACAUGGUCCCUGCUGACCAGCUUAGUGAAAUCACAACUCUUAAGGAUGUGAUUGAAGCGCAAGAGAAAACGAUCACCAAUCUUCUCCAGGCUGUGAAGGAGCAGCAUGAUCAGCUUGACCACCAGAAAAACAAGAUCAAAAACCUAGAGGAAAAGCUCAGCUUCGACAGUUUUCAAGAUACAGUUGAUAAGCCGAUGGAUCCAGACCAUGCGGCGCCGGACAUGUUUGAAUAUUUGACGGGAAACUCAACUGGUCUGGACACAAGUGACUUGGCUAUGGACUGCAGUGAGCUGUUCAACAAAGGAGAGGCAAACAGCGGAAUCUAUGUUAUCAAACCAAACCAAUCAGAGCCAUUCAAUGUUUACUGCGAAAUGGGAUCAGAUGGGGGCUCAACUGUGAUCCAGCGCAGAGUUGACGGUUCAGUGGAUUUUGACCAGACGUGGGAAAAGUAUGAAAAAGGUUUUGGAGAUCUGGAAAAGGACUACUGGCUGGGCCUGAAGAAGAUUCACAGCUUUACACAGCAGGGAGUUUACAUCCUGCGUGUUGAUCUGGAGGACUGGAAGGAGGAGAAGCACUGGGCUGAGUAUUGCUUCUCACUGGAAGGCCCCUCCAAGGACUAUGCCCUUCAUGUCAGCCACCUCUCAAGUGACCUGCCGGAUGCCAUGGCCAACAGCACCGGCAUGAGAUUCUCCACAAGAGACAGAAAUAAUGACAACCACCGAAAUUCCAACUGCGCUCGCAGUUACACAGGUGGCUGGUGGUUCAACGCCUGCGGGGAAACAAACCUUAAUGGAAGGUACUUCUGGUUGAGGGCAAAGGGACGCUCUGUGAGGAGGAAGGGCAUUCACUGGAAGCCUGGCACAGGGUCCUCAUAUUCCCUCAAGAUGACCAAAAUCACCAUACGACCAGCUCUGACUGCUGAUUGCCCCAACUAAGCAGCCCACAGUUUCUCACACAAUACUACUGGCAUUUCCCACAUAUGAUAGUAUAUCUAAUGUUCAGCCAGAAAGUUCCAUAGUAGGGGAAAGUGGCUUUCCAUAUACACAAGUUAUCUGCAGUAUUCAGCUGACUGCUUCACAACACCAUUUUGUCAGAAACUAGUACUGAUCAACAGAAAGCCGGUCAAAAAUGUCAGAAGUCAGAUUAUGCUGAACUGUCAAAAUGAUGCAACCAUGACCUGUAGGCUGUUAACCUAUUGGGUCUGAUCCAGCAAGGACAGUAGAGCUGCCAUUAUGCAACAUGUGCAACCACUUGCAAAAUAGACAUAUUGAUCCACAUCAGCGACCCAAUUCAGUGCUGGCUGUAAAAUGCCACAGUGUUGCAGUAGGAUCAAAAACUAUGAAGAAACUACAAUUCUAAAAAUGACAUGCUUAAGUAUCUUUUAGGUAAACUUACAUGUAUUUGACUGCUUGUAUGUAAAGUCUAUUUUAUCUUAGCAAUGUGAUGCUGUACUGCAUGUCCCCAGGAGCUACAGACACAAAUACCAACAGGUUAUUACACAAAGCAAGUACAUUAUGUAAGUCAGCCGCAUCUCCAGUAUUUGAAAAAGUGCCCAUGCUGGUGAUUUUUUUCUAGUGAAGACUUCUUCUUGUUCAGUUACAUGAAAAAAAAAAGAAUCUACAAAGUGGGUACAAUGUCAGCUACCAAACUCAGUACGAAAUAUUGUAUAUUGUUUUAUAUGAACAUACCAUAUUUUCUCAAAUAGUUACCGCAGCCUUUUGUUCCUCAACUGCAGAAGGUCAAAGGACGUUAUCUGAAGCAACCUUGGAUUAGAGGCAGAAGUUUGAUUCUAAUUCUUCAGUUUGAUAAGUAUAGUUAGUUUAGCAUUAUAGUUAGUUGUUUAUUAAAAUGACCACAUUACACUGCUAAUACAAACUUAAAACCACGUGUAAUUGUUUCAAAUUAAAAGCCACCUUUCAGUGAACGGAAACCCUUCAUUCUUAACGGGGCUUUUAUCACAUAUAAAAUAACAGCCAGAAGGUAUUCAAGGACAACAAAGCAACGCUUUUUUUUUUUCACCCCACCUGUAGCUAGAUGCCAGUUGUUACGUGUUCAACUACGUCCACAGCCAUUAUCCAAGACCAGACUUUUAAAUUGACUACCGUCAUUAUUUGAGGAAAUAUGGUACAAAGCUGAUUACGUUUUUCUGUCUGUUUUAUGUUUUUUUUAUUCUGUAAAGUAUUUAAACCAUGUUCAUGCUAUUAUAUGAUUAUGCUGUUACUGUCAAAAGAACAUAAUUUCUGUGUAUUUCCUCUGUUAUUGAGUCAUAUUGACUCCUGUCCAUUAUUACAACAUAACUAACUGUACUGUAAAUGUGCCUCAUACUAACACCUGUCACCCUGACAAGUAGCUAUGUUCGCUAACUAAUCAUAUUUAUGAAAACUAAAUAAAUAAAUAAAUCUGUCCAAAUAA